CUUGCAAACAUAACUUCGUUGCUAAUAAUUUUCAACUUCCAUUAUCAGUUGUGCAUCAAAAUUUAAAUAAAAGAGAUAGCGGCUGGUACGAAAUUUUCAAUUUGAAAGUGAAUCGGCAAAUUGGUGGAGCAGAAGAAUAUAUAAUAUUGUCAAAAUUAAAGUGAAGCCAAAAAUUUUUGUCUCAAAGAAAAAAUCAAUAAUUUAAGUAAGACGUCAGACGAGAUUUUGGAAAGCGCAUCUCAUACCGGCGUUCGUGAGCAAUACAUCAACUCUCAAAGAAACAUUUUCCACUCUCUAACAAUGGAUCCACCUGCAUUGGAUACACCACCCGAAAUUCGUCCACUGCCCCCCGUAUUACAAGAGGUAGCCAUUUGUGAGCUAAAUGAAAAACCCGAACUAAUAGAAGAUGAUGUCUUGGCCUUUCGCCAAUGGAUCCACACCCAGAAACAUUUGAAAGCCCGUACCAAUGAUCAAUUUUUGUUGGCAUUUUUACGCGGUUCCAAAUACAGCAUGGAGAGGGCCAAGCAGAAGCUGGAUCGUUAUUACACUCUGAAGGCGGCCAUACCGGAGGUAUUCAACGAGGGGCGAUCGGUGGAUAAUCCACAGGUGUUGGAAAUAGUGAGACAGGGAAUAAUUCUCCAAAUUCCCCUGCCGGAAAAUGAUAGACGACCCUGCGUCACUAUUAUUCGGGCCACGUCGUAUGACAUUAAUAAGUACAAAUUCUCGGAUAUUGUACGUGUCGGUUCAAUGUUUGGGGAAAUUAUGAUGAUUGAAGAUGACCGUUCGACUGUCUGUGGCUUCUUGGAAAUCAUGGAUAUGAUUGGUGUUACUGGAGCCCAUUUGUUCCAUUUGCAACCGGAUAUUUUGAGAAAAUUCUCGGUAUUUGCCGAUGAGGCAAUGCCAAUGCGACAAAAGGGCACAUGUUUCAUUAAUAUUCCAAGUCCCUUCGAGAAGGGCUUCAAUACGCUGAAGGGAUUCUUUCCGGAGAAAAUGAAGAGUCGGAUAAGUGUCUGUUCCACUCAUGAUAUAAUUUAUGAUAUGGUUCCACGCGAAUGUCUGCCCGAGGAAUAUGGUGGCACCAACGGCACCAUGCAGGACAUAAUCGAUCGAAUGGAAGCCAAACUCCUUAGAUAUCGUGAUUAUUUCCUACAAGAGCCGAACUAUGGUACAGAUGAAAAAUUACGUAAAAUUGAUAGGGCCUAUAGUGUGGAUAGUGCCUUUGGCACCGAUGGCUAUUUUAGAAAAUUGGAAUUCGAUUAAUUUGAAGAAAUAAUUCGAAGUAGUCUAAAAUGGCGCCCAAUGUGUGUUUUGUUUGCCAAACUAACAGUAUGAUGGGAAAUUGUGGGAGACAAGCUAACCAAAGAAUAUUAUUGUUGUUAUUGUUGUCUUUUUGAAUACCAAACAUUCCAUGUUAUGUGUCUUGAGAGAAUUAAAUUAAAUUUUAUUAAUUUUUUCCUUAACUUUUUGUUACAGAUUUAAAGAGAAAACUUAGAAAACCUGGAUCAUGGUUCACACGAACUCUGUGUCAGAUUUUAUUUUAGUGAAUAAUUUUUUAAAAUUUUUAUAUUAGGAUUUAGGGUCAGUUUCUGUAUGAGGACGCGAAAGUGAAUGCGAAUGAGAAGUAAUAUGCCAAAGCAGUUUUUCAUAUAUUUUUUUAUUCAAUUCGAAUUUUGAAAAAAAAAAAAAUAUUUGAAAAUGGUGUUUUUCUUUCACAUUCGUUAUACAAAAACUGGCUCUUAUUUUGUAGAUCUAGAUUAUAUGUGUAUGUAUGAUAUAGCAUUUAUUUAUAUGUAGAUUAAAGAAAACACCAAUUAGUUAAAAUAUACAUUUAUUUAAUAGUUUUUUGCACUGUAGUUAAUCAAAUAAAUUUAAAAAAUGUAAAAAAAA
Musca domestica (house fly) is the source of this 1887-nucleotide messenger RNA. Its product is annotated as alpha-tocopherol transfer protein-like. Gene Ontology annotation, cellular component: membrane. The transcript is spliced from 4 exons. Gene Ontology annotation, molecular function: phosphatidylinositol bisphosphate binding. Bases 301 to 1260 code for a protein of 319 amino acids. The record is from RefSeq and is a predicted model, not a curated record. Lineage: Eukaryota; Metazoa; Arthropoda; Insecta; Diptera; Muscidae.